AUCUGAUUCAGGGAGAAGAUACUCAAAGUCAUUUGUUCUUAUCACCUGUGUGCCAGAUAAUGUCACUUUGACUGCAAGCUGUUACCAGCUCGAGCCUUCAGUAACUUCCCAUACAAAAAUAAUCUAAAACCUAAGUGACUCACGCCAGGAACAAUAAACUAUCAGAUCCCCCUCCAGAGCCAGUCCUGUCCUGAUGCUUUUGUUGUUUCUCCUUUUAAAAUGAAAUGAAGUAUUUCCCUAGAUUUAGCCACUUUCUGAGCCAACAGCCUGAAGCCAACUUGACAAUGCUUUUCUUCCUUAACUUCAGACAGCUAAAAAAAAACAAGAGCAACUGCCAAUUGUUUUGCCGGUAUAAAAAUACUUGGAGGGCUGGAUUGGUGAAGAAUGUAGUAAGUCAGCCAAUAUUCAAUUGUUUUGCAAGAGGAAGGGUUGGUAACCAUAGCAUGAGCUGAUGACAUCAGUACUUGCUUACAGCAGAUGACAAAUAUAUAAAAGUGAAUGUCAGAAAAUCUUUCACAUAUGCUGAAAAUCUCUGCUAUGAAGGAAUGGAUCACCUAAAAAAGCUUUGUGAAACAUGCUCCCAACAACAGAAAGUGACAUCUGCACAGUCAAAGGACCCUCAGCACACAGAUUACCUGCAUGUCCUGAAGAGAUACUUGGUUGUGAAAUACAUACAGUAUAUGAUCCUGCCUUCUACAAAUAUUGUGGUAUUGGUUGCAGGAGCCAUUGGAACACUUCACAUCUCAGUCUUGCUCUUAUCUCAGACUGUGUCUAAGAAGAGCACAGCAGUCUUCAUUUCGCAUUUGGCAGCGGCAGAUGCAGUGCUGGUGCCUGCCAUCCUGCUCGAAAUGUGCCACCAAGUGGUUGAUAUCAAAUUUGCAUCAGAUGGCUUCAUCCGUGGCCUAAUUCACAAUCUCCUGGUGAUGAACAUCAACGUCAGUUCUUUAAUGUUAAGUUGUAUCAGCCUGGAGGCUUUCCUCAUAACUCAAUUCCCUGUGCAAUCUCGUUACAUAAGGACUGUAAGGCAAGCUAGAAGGACUAGUGUACUUGUCUGGAUUACUGUGCUCAUAGAAUGUGUUAUUUCACAAACUGAAUACAUAGCUGCUGCGGAAUCCAAGGAAUUCUGUCUAUCAGCGUUGUUCCAGUAUUUUCUGCUGAUAGCUCCUGCUGUUAGAGGACUGUUUGAUAAUCUGCUCAUCUGUUUCAGGUUCAUGAAUGUCUUCUUCUACUACAAAGUUUAUACAACUAAGUCUUAUUCCAGGCACCUAUCAAUUAGAACAGGCCACUGUUCUUAACAUACAAGAUUGCCUUGAAGAAUUCCUUUUUUAACAAUAUAAUUAAUCUUUUACUUAGGUAGGCAGACAGGCAAUGAGAUAUUUAUUAAGUAUUUAUUAUUUACUAAAUGAACAAGGAACAAGAGUAGGCCAGAAUCCAGAGCCUACCCCAUCAUUCAAUAAGAUUAUGACCUCAACUCUAUAUUCCUGCACACUCCUGAUAGUCAUUCCUCCCUUUAGUAAGCUACAAUUUACCUCUGCCCUAAAAAUACUUAAAAAUUCUGCAUCCAGAAGGGAAUUCCAAAGAUACACAUUCCUCGGACAGGAAUUUUUGAAUGGGUAAUUCUUUAUUUUUCAGCUACGAUACUUAGUUUUAAAUUCUUCCACAAGAGGACACAUCCUUUCAACAUCCACCCAGUCAAGUGGGCGGCACGGUGGCACAG
Molecule: messenger RNA, 1717 nt
Organism: Chiloscyllium plagiosum (whitespotted bambooshark)
Lineage: Eukaryota; Metazoa; Chordata; Chondrichthyes; Orectolobiformes; Hemiscylliidae
Biological process (GO): phospholipase C-activating G protein-coupled receptor signaling pathway; positive regulation of Rho protein signal transduction
Cellular component (GO): plasma membrane
Molecular function (GO): G protein-coupled receptor activity
Source: RefSeq, a predicted model, not a curated record